Messenger RNA from Hydatigera taeniaeformis, 213 nucleotides. The record is from the annotation of a GenBank genome assembly. NCBI's taxonomy places the organism in Eukaryota, Metazoa, Platyhelminthes, Cestoda, Cyclophyllidea, Taeniidae.
CGGUUCUCCAAUUACCUUAUCGCAAGCCUCGCUGUGGCCGACUUGAUGGUCGCUGUUUUGGUCAUGCCAAUCAGUGCACUGGACGCUGUGUCAACAAGUGUCGCAAAAAAGAAGACAAUUACGGGCUCAAUCUUAACCCAUAUGACUUCAAACUAAUUAAUUGGAAGAUUGCAAUGGCUGAUAAUUCCUCGCGUAGUUUGGUGUCCGCCCUCU